GAAAAUUUUCCAAAAAUUAACGUCCAACCCACUCCAAAAUCAAUCGUCAGCCCAAUCAGCAAGUGCGGAACUGCGAAGACGAAGACAGUCACCAGUCGACCUGCGACCACACGCCGCGCCACCGCCCGCCGUCCACGCGUCCAGGCUCCUGCUUCGGCGUCUUUCUUCUCCGGUUGUCCGACUCUGUUCUGUGUGCUCUCUGCGGCUCUGCCUCCAGUUCCAGGCUUCUAGGCUUUCCCUCACAAAUAGAGGCGGAUAUGAAGAGGGGUCUCCAAAUUUCAUUGAACAAAACCCAGAAGAUUAGGCUGGAGAGAGCAGUGGAACUGUUGGAGUCAUUCUCAUCAAAAACCAACUCCAAUGCCUCAGUAACUGUUUCUGAUGUCAUUCCCAUUGACUGCGAAGAUGGUGUUCUGAAGGGACAUGGAACGACUGAGAUGGACGGCCAUAUUGUGGCAACCCUAUGUGGAGUUGUUGAACGGGUCAAUAAACUUGUCUAUGUGAGAUCUUUGAGGGCCAGGUACAAGCCAGAAGUAGGUGACAUCAUCGUUGGUAGAGUGAUUGAGGUUGUUUCAAAGAGGUGGAGGUUAGAAAUAAACUCUACUCAAGAUGCUGUGUUGAUGCUUUCAUCUAUGAACUUGCCAGAUGGCCUCCAGAGACGACGAACUGCAGUUGAUGAACUAAACAUGAGAAGUUUCUUCGAGGAGAAUGAUGUUGUCUGUGCUGAAGUGCGUGGUUUCCAGCGUGAUGGUAGCCUGCAACUACAAGCUAGAAGCCAAAAGUAUGGAAAGCUCGAAAAGGGUCAGCUACUUAUAGUUUCUCCCUAUCUUGUUAAGAAGCGGAAACAGCAUUUCCAUCAUCUGGAGCAGUAUGGGAUAGACUUGAUACUUGGCUGUAAUGGCUUCAUUUGGGUUGGGGAACAUGUCGAUCUAAAAGAUGACACGUCAGACGAUCAAUUAGCUAGUGAAACGAUGCAACCAAACACGACCAAAUCUAGCACUCCGAUGGUCCUUGAUGAAGAAGACGGCGAAGAGGAAAAGUUCACUACCCAGCAAAUCAGGGCAUACAUAUGCAGAAUAGCAAAUGCCGUUAGAGUGUUGUCUCAUUUAGGGUUCAUGAUAACUGUGGAGGUUCUGUUGGAGAUGGUUGGCUGGAGCGAGUCAUUGAAUCUUGCUGUGCAUGAGAUGCUUGAUGCAGAGUUCUAUGUAUUAGUUGCUGAGAAGGAAGCUGAAAGGCGAAGCAAGGUUGUCAAGAAAAGAUGAUUUUGCUGUGUUCAUUAUUCUCUAUUGAUGAUGUUAGGAUGGUUCAAAGACGAGGUUUUUGAAUGCUUGGUUAUGAUGAUUUUGACUCCCUUUGGUUUUCAGCGGGUAGGGUGCUACACGCUGCAUUUUGCAGCGUUUUGUAGUUCAAGUCAUUUGCCGGAUUGGCGGAAAUGCUGUUAUCCAAACGGGCACUUUAACGUCGGACCUGAAGCUCAAAGGCUGGCUCAUUUCUUCUCAUUUUGUUUUCAAUUACGAAUUUCAAAAUGGCUUUCCGGUAGUUUUUAUGUUAUUUUUAUUGAGAACGCACCUCUAUGAUAUAAGUUGCGACUUGCGAGUAAUGUGAGACUGAGUAAUUAACAUACUCCGUAAGACCGUAAGGAAAAAACUUCCAAAAUAAUCAUUUGUUAUUUUAUUUGUUUGUGAACUAGAUUCACAUAUAAAAA
Molecule: messenger RNA, 1702 nt
Organism: Cuscuta epithymum
Lineage: Eukaryota; Viridiplantae; Streptophyta; Magnoliopsida; Solanales; Convolvulaceae
Source: the annotation of a GenBank genome assembly